AUGCCACCAACCACCACACCUGCCGCGCCCACGACUGAAGAGGAGCCUCUGACCUUGAAUAAGAAGCUCAAUAAUGCCGAUCGUUACUGGAAGUUCAAGGGUGUUCUCCAGGUUCUAGCAAUAAUACUUGGACUUAUCGGUAUCGGUACUAUCGGAUGGUGUGUUUCGACGACUCCCAUAAAUGACUCUCUUACCUAUGGAUACGAUGAAUACUGGACGCUAUGGCCCUCGCUCAUAACCUUCACCGUCUCCAUUAUCUGGUGUAUCGCGUGUCUUGCCGCUCUUGUCGUGCGCAAGCGUGCUGUCCACCCAGGGCUAAGGGUCUCGAUUGACUUGCUCAUGUGGCUUGCCUUCCUAGUCACCGCUCUGUUUGCCAUGGUAUCCCUAAUGGAGCUGCUUCAAUGGGGCGAGUAUGGCGACCUCAGUGGUUCUGGCUACGGCGGAUAUUCCAGUAGCUAUGGCGAGUAUGAGCUGCAGGCCAACGGAACAUGGAUUUGGGAGGACUCUCGCGACUCGAGCUCAACAUCGUACACGCGCCCGUGCAACCGCACAUCCUCAUACUCUUACGGUUCCGGUUUCAAAGAUUGCGCGGAACAAGACGCUUAUGUCAACAAGCUCUGGCAAGCAAAGCCCCAUCGUGAGAAUGUAGAGUUGACCGGCGUGGUGUGCCAAUUCGCUGGUCUCGUGAUCCACUUCAUUUUGUUCGUCUGGGCAUGCAUCGACUGCCAUCGCUACAAUCGCACCAAAGUCAGCAAAGAUGCUGAGAAGAUCGCCGCGAAAAUUGUGCAGACUAUGAUCACCAAUGGCGCCAUCAUCCCGCCACCAGGCCAGGCGCACAUGAGGCCGGGUGGGCCAUGGGCACAGCCACAGAUGGGGUACUAUCAGUUACCACCGCAGGGACAGAUGUACCCGAUGGCCGCUAUCCGGACACCUCAGGGACAAACCAUGCAGCAGCAGUAUCCCACGCCGCAAGGCAUGCAGGGACCCGUUACGGCCGGCGUCGGAGGGCCGAGCAAUGAGAAAGGCGUAGGCCCCAGGUACGCUUAA
Molecule: messenger RNA, 1047 nt
Organism: Parastagonospora nodorum SN15
Lineage: Eukaryota; Fungi; Ascomycota; Dothideomycetes; Pleosporales; Phaeosphaeriaceae
Exons: 1
Coding region: 1-1047 (348 amino acids)
Source: RefSeq, a predicted model, not a curated record